Messenger RNA from Hermetia illucens (black soldier fly), 1941 nucleotides. RefSeq names its product serine/threonine-protein phosphatase 4 regulatory subunit 2 (gene PPP4R2r). NCBI's taxonomy places the organism in Eukaryota, Metazoa, Arthropoda, Insecta, Diptera, Stratiomyidae. The transcript is spliced from 3 exons. The record is from RefSeq and is a predicted model, not a curated record. Bases 183 to 1739 code for a protein of 518 amino acids. Gene Ontology annotation, biological process: protein dephosphorylation. Gene Ontology annotation, molecular function: protein phosphatase regulator activity. Gene Ontology annotation, cellular component: nucleus; protein phosphatase 4 complex; cytoplasm.
CGUUCUCGUUAUCAUACACAACUUCACGCACGUCUCAUUUUGUUUGUGGCUUCUUGCGAUCCGUUCGAACGAAAACAGGAUUUCAUUGUUUUGUCUGUUGCGUUGCCAUCUAGUUAGCCGGGCCGGACGAAAAUUGAGCGCGACAAGCGGUUAGCCAGGUACUCUAAUUCACGAUUGCGUAAAUGCUGAUAAUGGAGAAUAGCGAGGAGGUGCUGCAGAUCCUGGAGCGGUUCACCAAACUCAAGCCGAAGGACAUACCCAAGGAAUUGGACGACUAUUUGGGUUAUGUCGCCAAGACCGGCGACACGGUCUAUCGCUGGUCGCAUGUGAAGUACCUCUUCCGCGAAAAGUUGAUUCGUGUCAUCAAAGACUUCCACGAAACUACGCCAAGUAUCGAAGAUUUACCUCAGUACCCGAACGUGGACCCAUUCAAUUACGAGAGCAUGAAGUCGGCGCUCCUUGAACGCUUGGAGCUGUUCAGCGCGGCUCCGUUCACAGUGCAGAGGUUAUGUGAGCUACUAACCGACCCUCGGAAGCAAUACAGCCGAAUCGACAAGUUCAUGAGGGCUCUGGAGAAGAAUAUUCUGGUUGUGAGCACUGUAGAACCUGGCCGAAAACCUGUUGAAAGCGAAAAUGGCGAUUCAUUGGAUUCCGUUGUAAAUGGAGAUUUAUCUUUAGAUGUCAACGUAGAAAUUGACAUGGAAGGUGAAUCUAUUUUUAGUGUUGAAACAAGCGCUAAUCCCAAUACAAAUAAAUCAGAAACUGCAGAGCAGAAUCCCACCGAGACUGAAACGAAAAAGGACAGUAUAGAAGACAACGAGAACGAAGACAAAAAGAAGGAGAGCGAGCAAUUGGAGACAAAGAACACAGAAACUGCAACAGAUGGCGAAGUCGAAGCAGAUGUCAGAGAGGAGAAAUCAUCAACUGAACUUAGCGCGCAGGAUGUCAAGGAGUCUGAAAACUUGAGUGAUGGAGAACAACAAACAGAUGAAGGCAAACCGACUGAAGAAGUAGCUGAAUCUCCGAAAGAUGUGGACCCAACUCCAAAGGAGAAGGAAACAGAAACUUCGGAGGAUUCAACGGACUCAAAUAAAUUAGUUGCACCUGAAAGUGAUGAAGCAAAUAAUUCGGAAAUUAAGCCUGCGUCACCCAUUGCAACAACUGAACAGACUGAUCGUGAAGAAGAACACAAACCUGAAAUCGUGGAAAAUGAGACCACAUCGCCUACAACAGAUCCUAAGGAACAAGAAACUGCAGAACCACAGAAGGAAGAGCAACCUGAACCUGAAUCCAGUGUACCUCCAGAACAGGCACCGAGCACAGAAACUAACACUCCAAUCCAAGAAGAAGAUAAAACGACCGAGAAUCCUUGCGAAUUCGAGCCACAAUCAAGUGGAGUCAUAGACGAAACAGCUCCAUCCGUGGAAAAUGUUGAACUCAAAUCAAAUAAGGCUCAAGAACAGAUGGCCAUUGAAGAAACGACCACAACUUCUCCAGUGGAACCGCCAUGCACUGCAAUACUCCAACCGAUAACAGAAGCCACCGUUCCACAGACGAUACCUGAUCAGCCAAUGGAUGAAAACUUAGAAACUCCACCUCAGCCAGAAAUCGCUCCGAUUGUCGAUGAAGUUGUUAUGCAGUCGGAAACUGAAAUGGCGACAGAUACCGAUGUAGGGAAAGGGGAGGCUGCCGUUAUGGAUAUUGAUGACACUAGUCAGGAGGAAGCAAUGGACCAAUAAGAGUAAGAAACGUACGGUAUAGACAGUUAAUACGCAUCUAAUCUAGAUUAAGAUUUACCAUAGCCUCCGAUUUUCAUUGUUAAAGUCUACAGUCAAAGGUUUAAGUUGUUAUUUUCUGCGCAAAAGUUUAAAUUGUUUUAAACGGUCAGAGACAAACUCCAAAUAUUGUGUACAAGAGAAAUAGAUUCGAAACUUCCAAUUA